GUGCAAUUAGAUUGCGACUCAUGCAAUUUUCCCGAAACUUGCAAAAAUCUCUGUCCAAUGCGUGUAUGGAAACAGGGUGGGCAGACCGUUGCUAAGGCAGUCUUUACAGUCAAGUAUAAAGGGAAUAUUAUGGUGCCCUAGCGGCUGUUUAUGUUUUGCUUAGCAUAGACGUGGGGAGGGGAAAACAAGAACAAUUCCGUUUAACGACAUAAUAUUUCUUUUUUUCUACUUUUAUAUAAAAACGAUUUUUACACCUCACUAGCUACAUCAGGUUUUCUUCACUAAUGUGCCAUUCUCACAAAUGGAAAAGGGUUUUCAGUUUGGAAACGUGAGCAUUUCGCUUGUGCUCCUGUUGUUACUGAAAGCGCUAACCGGGACUUCUCAAACUCAAGGCUCUGUCGGGAGAGAGCCAGCAACCGCCACCGCCCUGGGGUCAGAAACGGCCGAAGAUGGUCCUAGUGUUAUGGAGCGGGGUUUGGAAAGUGUUGGCGCUCCCGUUACCGGAGAUGUAACUGUUGAAGACGACGAGAACGGGGCGGCCGGAGACGGCGAUGAGUUUUCCGGGCAAACUGACUGCGAUGAAGGCUUGAAAAGGUCUCUGGUGAUCAUCAGCACGCUGGACGGCCGCAUCUCCGCGCUGGACCCCAAUAAUCACGGCCGCAAGCAGUGGGACCUGGACAUGGGCUCCGGCUGUCUGGUGUCCUCCAGCCUCAGCAAGCAGGAGGUGUUUGGGAAUAAGAUGAUCAUCCCGUCGCUGGACGGGGCCCUGUUCCAGUGGGACAGGGACCGGGAGAGUAUGGAGACCGUGCCUUUCAGUGUGGAGUCCCUGCUGGAGUCCUCCUACCGCAUCCGGGAGGACACCGUGCUGGUGGGGGGCAAGUCCCUCACCACCUAUGGCCUGGGGGCCUACAGCGGGAAGCUGCGCUACAUCUGCUCUGCGGUGGGCUGCAGCCGCUGGGAGGAGGACGAGUCCGAGCUGGAGGACGUGCUGCUGCUGCAGAGGACCCAGAAGACCGUGCGUGCCGUCCGGCCCCGCAGCGGGAACGAGAAGUGGAACUUCAGCGUGGGCCACUUUGAGCUGAAGUUCGUGCCCGAGACGCAGCCGGGGCUGAACUACCUGGACGGGGAGCGGGCGAGCGGGGAGGGGCGUCGGGAGGCGCGCCGGGACGGCCAGCGGGUGAUCCUGGAGGAGGAGGAGCAGCAGCCCCCCCGCGCCGAGACCUGCGACCUGGUCAUCAAGGUGUCUGUCCCUGACUGGAAGGUCCUGGCCUUCAGCAACAAGCCGGGGGGGCAGCUUGUGUGGGAGCACCAGUUCUGCACCCCCAUUGCCUCUGCCUGGCUGGUGCAGGGGGGCAAGGUGACGCCCAUCAGCCUGUUCGACGACACCUCCUACACCGCGCAUCGCGAGUCCAGCACCGAGGACGAGGAGGAGAUCGUGGAGGAGGCGCGGGGAGCCACCGAGUCCAGCGUGUACCUGGGGAUGUUCCGCGGGCAGCUCUACCUCCAGUCUUCCGUACGGAUCUCUGAGAAGUUUCCCUCCAAGUCCAAAGCACUGAACAGCCGCGACUCCGAAACGGACAUCAUCCCCCUGCCCACCGUCAAAUGGAAACCGCUUAUCCAUUCUCCCUCCCGCACUCCCGUCCUGGUCGGCUCCGAAGAAUUCGACAAAUGUCUGAACAACGACAAGUUCUCCCACGAGGAGUACAGCAACGGAGCUCUGUCUGUGCUGCAGUACCCCUACGAUAACGGGUACUACUUCCCGUACAGUAAGCACUACCGGGGCCGGCGGGCGGCGGCGGUCAGCCUGUUGCCGGGCGACGGCGGUGGGCGAGAGCUGCACAGGAAGGACCCGGUCCUGCUGCUGUCCUGGUGGAAGGAGAUCCUCAGCACCAUCGUCUUCUGCAUCGCCGCCACCACCUACAUCGUCCGCAAGUUCUUCCACCCGCCGGGCGCCAACGUACGGCAACGCAAGGAGUCGGAGACUCAGUGCCAGACGGACAGCAAGCUGGAGCUGAUGCCGGAGGACCCGAAGGAAGUGGUCAUCAUGGAGACGCAGAGAAGCAACGAAUACGUGUCCAGGUACCUGACCGACUUCGAACCCGUGCAGUGCCUGGGGCGUGGCGGGUUUGGCGUGGUGUUUGAGGCGCGGAACAAAGUGGACGACUGCAACUACGCCAUCAAGAGGAUCCGCCUGCCAAACAGGGAGCUGGCCCGGGAGAAGGUGAUGCGGGAGGUGAAGGCUCUGGCCAAGCUGGAGCACCCGGGCAUCAUCCGCUACUUCAACGCCUGGCAGGAGACCCCGCCCGAGGGCUGGCAGGAGGAGAUGGACCAGCGCUGGCUCAAAGACACCAGCACCACAGACUGGCCGCUCAGCUCCCCUGACCACCUGGAGGCGCUGUCAGUGAAAGUGCCCGUCUCCAAACUCACGCCCACGAGCUCCUCGUCCGUGGUGGGCGGGGCGGGCGCGGCGGGCAGGGACACGACAGGCGGCACCAUGACAGGGGGCACCGCGGAGCCGUCCUUCGCCCCAAUGUUGUCCGAGGUGUCCUCCGCGGGGGACAAGGCGUGCUCGUUGGAGCCCCCUGGUGGGCCGGCGCCGCCGCUGCAGCUGGACAGCUUCCUGUCGGAGCGGGACAGCCAGGCCGAGCUGGAGGCGUCCGACUCGCCCCACUCCUUCGAGCUGUACCCCCCGCGGGGGCCCGGCGACUCCUCCUCCUUCGACAUCGUCUUUGAGGACUCGGGCUGCGGCGACGCCGCCUCGUCCGACCCCCCCGAGGCCGCCUCCCCCAGCACGCUGACGGGCGGCCGGGCCAGCUCCGCCUCCCGCUCCCAGACGCACGACCCCUGCCCCGCCCCCGGCCCCGCCCCCGGCCCCUCCCUGUCCUCCUCCCCGCCCCGCCCCACCUCGCUCAGCCUGGCGCCCUGCCCGUGCCCGGCGGCCCCGCCCCCGGCCGCCUGGCCCCGCCCCCUGGCCUCGCCCAAGGUGUACCUGUACAUCCAGAUGCAGCUGUGCCGGAAGGAGAACCUGAAGGACUGGAUGACCCAGCGCUCCCUGCCCGAGCAGCGGGAGCACGUCGAGUGCCUGGGCAUCUUCCUGCAGAUCGCCGAGGCCGUCCACUUCCUGCACAGCAAGGGCCUCAUGCACCGCGACCUGAAGCCGUCCAACAUCUUCUUCACGCUGGACGACGUGGUGAAGGUGGGCGACUUCGGCCUGGUCACGGCCAUGGACCAGGAGGAGGACGAGGAGGAGCCCAGCGUGCUCACGCCCAUGCCCGCCUACGCCCGGCACACUGGCCAAGUGGGCACCAAGCUGUACAUGAGCCCGGAGCAGCUGUCCGGGAACUCGUACUCCCACAAGGUGGACAUCUACUCGCUGGGGCUGAUCCUGUUCGAGCUGCUCCACCCCUUCCGCACGCAGAUGGAGAGAGUUCGGACGCUGACCGAGGUGAAAAACCUGCAGUUCCCUCCAGUCUUCGCCCGAAACAACGAGCAGGAGGUCGUCAUGGUGAGCAGCAUGCUGUCGCGCAGCCCCGGCGAGCGGCCCGAGGCGCUGGAGAUCACCGAGACGCCGCUGCUCCAGGAGCUGGAGGUGCCCUGCCGCUUCACCCUGCGCCAGCGCUCCCGAACCUACAGCUCCUCGUCCGCGGGACGCCCCGCCCGCCAGUCCAGCCAGUCCGGGUCCUGAGAGCCCCCCCGCCCCGCCCCGCC
Molecule: messenger RNA, 3708 nt
Organism: Anguilla anguilla (European eel)
Lineage: Eukaryota; Metazoa; Chordata; Actinopteri; Anguilliformes; Anguillidae
Gene: eif2ak3
Product: eukaryotic translation initiation factor 2-alpha kinase 3
Exons: 17
Coding region: 302-3685 (1127 amino acids)
Biological process (GO): protein phosphorylation
Molecular function (GO): ATP binding; protein binding; protein kinase activity
Source: RefSeq, a predicted model, not a curated record